AUGCUACAGGGACAGUUCCUGAACGUGGAACACAAAUAUACCUCGCAAAGUGAAGAAACACAAACAGACAAAGAAUAUUUAUUAUGGAAUCGUUCAGCAGCUAAUUCUCUUCGAAUUUCAUCUACUUUGGUCGAUUUAUUGUUAAAGGAAUUGGAUAAUAUUUCUGCAGAAUUGCCUCUUUUGAAAGUUAUGAACGUUCUGUUUGGGAAAAUGAUUUUGGAAAGGAACAAAAAAGGAAUUUUUCUACAACUUUUAAGAGAAAUUGAAUUGCCUAAGGUUUAUUAUUUUUAAAAUCUGAGUAGGGGAGUAGAUAAGUUUAGAAGGAAGAUGUCAUUUUGCAUCAUUUAAGACGCUUAGGUAGGGAUUAGUUUUUUCUAUACAAUUGAAGAAUACGGAUCCUGAUAUCGAAAAUUUUGGUCCGGAUCCGGGGAUUUCCCGGGAUUUAUUAGCGAAG
This is a messenger RNA of Meloidogyne enterolobii, 454 nucleotides long. The record is from the annotation of a GenBank genome assembly. Lineage: Eukaryota; Metazoa; Nematoda; Chromadorea; Rhabditida; Meloidogynidae.